AUGCAAAGGCCUCUCCUAAAUCAGGCUGCAUCCUGGAAUCCUAGAGCACCAGGCCCCGCCAUGGGGAAGACCAACAGCAAGCUGGCCCCCGAGGUGCUGGAGGACCUGGCUCAGAACACGGAGUUCAGCGAGCAGGAGCUGAAGCAGUGGUACAAGGGCUUCCUGAAGGACUGCCCCAGCGGCAUCCUCAACCUGGAGGAGUUCCAGCAGCUCUACAUCAAGUUCUUCCCCUACGGCGACGCCUCCAAGUUCGCGCAGCACGCUUUCCGCACCUUCGACAAGAACGGCGACGGCACCAUCGACUUCCGGGAGUUCAUCUGCGCCCUUUCGGUCACCUCCCGCGGCAGCUUCGAGCAGAAACUCAACUGGGCCUUUGAGAUGUACGACCUGGACGGCGACGGGCGCAUCACGCGUCUGGAGAUGCUGGAGAUCAUCGAGGCUAUCUACAAGAUGGUGGGCACUGUGAUCAUGAUGCGCAUGAACCAGGAUGGGCUCACACCCCAGCAGCGUGUGGACAAGAUCUUCAAGAAGAUGGACCAGGAUAAGGAUGACCAAAUUACACUGGAGGAGUUCAAGGAGGCAGCCAAGAGUGACCCAUCCAUUGUGUUGUUGCUGCAGUGUGACAUGCAGAAGUAG
Messenger RNA from Cynocephalus volans (Philippine flying lemur), 636 nucleotides. RefSeq names its product hippocalcin like 4 (gene HPCAL4). NCBI's taxonomy places the organism in Eukaryota, Metazoa, Chordata, Mammalia, Dermoptera, Cynocephalidae. The transcript is spliced from 4 exons. The coding region runs from base 1 to 636 and encodes 211 amino acids. Gene Ontology annotation, molecular function: calcium ion binding. The record is from RefSeq and is a predicted model, not a curated record.